Babesia bovis T2Bo is the source of this 617-nucleotide messenger RNA. RefSeq lists its product as uncharacterized. The record is from RefSeq and is a predicted model, not a curated record. Lineage: Eukaryota; Apicomplexa; Aconoidasida; Piroplasmida; Babesiidae. The coding region runs from base 58 to 576 and encodes 172 amino acids. The transcript has 3 exons.
UCACAAAUUAUCAACAUGUGACUCCUGUGUUGCCCAAAUUUGAUAGUUAUUUAAAAUAUGGCAUCGGCAACAGAGCGCCAGGCGCUCAUUAGGCAACAUAACAACCUCAAAAGGGAUCUACAAAGUAUACACGAAGAAAUAAGAAAACUUGAACAUGCGAAUGAAUACCUAAGAAGAACAAAUGCCGACAUGAAACUAAGAUUAGAAAGUACACAGGAAUGUGAAGAACAAUCGUACAAUGGGAAUGCUGGAUAUAAACUAAGUAUAAUAGGAUCGCUCUCACAAGCAACAGCUGCAGUAGUAGCCGCAACAACGGAAAUACCUAAACAAACGCUAAACUUGAUAGACGAUUUUACAAAGGAAGAACACUACUUCCAAGAAAACAAAAAUCGCAGAAUGGACCAUGUACUACAAACAAUACUCAAAAGAUCUGAAAUGAUGGGACCAUCAACACCAAGCCUCUCCCGUAAGGAAUCAGAAGCAGAGUCAGAUAACGCCAUGUCAAGCGCUGAUAUGUCGUCAUAUAAACCAAUGAUAACCACGCAAACAGAUAGCCACGACUCCAUAUUGUCGUGAACGUAGAUAUAUACCCAUAUCGCAAAGCAUAAAGUAAGAGA